Molecule: messenger RNA, 1605 nt
Organism: Penicillium daleae
Lineage: Eukaryota; Fungi; Ascomycota; Eurotiomycetes; Eurotiales; Aspergillaceae
Exons: 2
Coding region: 1-1605 (534 amino acids)
Source: RefSeq, a predicted model, not a curated record
AUGACUUACCUCAAGGACAGCUAUCAGCGGUUCCUGGCGAACCCCAGGAACGCGCCGUUGGCUGCCAAUGCCUCGCUGAUCUAUGUCCCCACUACCACCAACAUCGAGGGCGCCGACGCGAUCGCAACCCAUACGUCACGACAAGCAGCCGUUGUCAGGAAGAAGUCUGAGCAGGUGAUCAAUGCCAUUGAAGGCUCGGACGCGUUGUGCUUGGAUAUGGAGACCACCCUGGAGUUCCUCGAGGGUGGUGGCGCGUAUCUGCCCUCGCUCGAGGAUAAUUUCCUGGUCGACCGCGUCGUCACCUUCCCCACGGUCCACAUCGUCCACUUCAAUGCCGAACAACAAAUCCAACAGGUCCGUAUCUACUGGGAUCAGGGCUCGCUGCUGAAGGAGGUGGAGGUAAUUGGAGCGCGUGGCCGUUCCUGGCCAAUUCGCCCGGCCCAAGAACAGGUUCGUCUGCUGAAGUCAGCGAUCGAAAGGAAAUCCGCUGUGCCAGUCCUCGCCCCGUCCGCCGAAGGCAACAAUGACCUCCCCGUCCGACCUGCCUCGCCAGGCAAGCGACAUAUUAAGGAUCCUUAUGCCGCAGACUCGCUGUUUGAUCUCCUUUCUCCUCAGAAGGGCGCGGACGCAACAGAGCGCGACGAGGCCCUCAGACCUUCAUCUCCUGGCAAGAGACAUACCCGCGACCCUUAUGGGGCAGCCUCCUUGACCGAGCUGUUGUCGCCGAGCAAGGAUGACACCGCUGCUCCCCGCCCAUAUGCGCCUUCAGCGGCCCAGCCUCUGCCCCGUCAGUACGGCGAGCUUUUCGUUGGAGACGAUGACGAGAUGCCCGGCACACCCUCCAAAGCCGAGAAAGUGAUUGCGCCCAAGGGUGGCUCCAAAUUCCAGGGCAACCGCAUCUUUACAGACGACGACGCGGCUACAGACGACCGCGCCCCUUACAAGACCCACCCAUUGAAGUUUAACCACUUCGAGAUUGGCGCCGACAACGCUGAUCUGGAGGUGAAGUACGAGCCCAAGUCCGGCAAGGCGCGCCACCAGUCGCAGUGGGACUUUGGCGAUUACACCACUCCUCGAAAGCCCGCGAAUACCCAGGCUGAGGAGGCUCGUGGAUUCGGAUAUAGCGAUGAUAACGCGGAGACGGAGUCGCCUCCUGCCCGUCCAGCCGUGCACAAGCCCCGUCGCGAUGCGGAUGUGCACUUUGAUAUGACGGACGACAGCGAGGAGGAGGAUGAUCGCCGGGUUAUCAGUUCCUUUGGGAACCGGGGCAAGGGCCUGUACGAGAACCGACUCUUUAACGAGGAUGGUACCCCCAAAGCCACCGAAGAAGACAAGAAGAAGCCGGAAUCCCUUGGCGUGACUGCCAACAACGCCAGCCGCAGCCAGGCUUUCGACCCUCACUGGGAGAUGAUGGAUGUCUCGCCCGUGCCUACUAGCCGCAAUACCCCGAAGCCUAUCGCUAUGGACCGUGCUAAGGCCGUUCAAAUGAUGGAGUCUUCGUGGGAUAACUACGACCAGUCCCCCGAACCAACUCGCACUGCUACGUCUCUGCACAAUCCUAAGCGUCACAAUCAGCCUUCUUGGACUAUGGGUGAUUAUGAGUAA